AUGUGGAGCCCCGGCGGGAGCUUGCUUCAGACUCUGCCACGACUUCUGCAGCACAACACCCUUCCGGGCCACGCAGAACUGCCGCUCCGCUGGGCCCUGCUGCGGGCGGCGGGCGGGGACGACUCAGCGGACCGCCUUCCCCGCGGGGGCGGGGCGAGCACGGCGGAGGCGGCGGCGGCGGCAGCGGCCUCCGGCGCCUUGCUCGGAGCCUAUCUGGGGCACCACGGUCAGCCUGCGGCCUCUGAGCUGCCGGCGCCGGGCGCGGCCUUGGCAGGCAGCCCCGGGAGCGGCAGCGGCGGCGGCGUGGUGGUCGGCGUGGCCGAGGUGAGAAACUGGCGCUGCUGCUGCCUCGGCAGCACCUGUUGGUGCCGGAGCCUGGUGCUGGUCUGCGUGUUGGCCGCGGUGUGCUUCGCUUCCCUGGCCCUGGUCCGCCGCUACCUGCAGCACCUCCUGCUCUGGGUUGAGAGCCUUGACUCGCUGCUGGGGGUCCUGCUCUUCGUGGUGGGCUUCAUCGUGGUCUCGUUCCCCUGCGGCUGGGGGUACAUCGUUCUCAACGUGGCCGCCGGCUACCUGUAUGGCUUCGUGCUGGGCAUGGGACUGAUGGUGGUGGGCGUCCUCAUCGGCACCUUUAUCGCCCAUGUGGUCUGCAAGCGGCUGCUCACCUCCUGGGUGACCGCCAGGAUCCAAAGCAGCGAGAAGCUGAGCGCCGUUAUUCGCGUCGUGGAGGGAGGAAGUGGCCUGAAAGUGGUGGCACUGGCCAGACUGACCCCCAUACCUUUUGGGCUUCAGAAUGCAGUAUUCUCGAUUACUGAUCUCUCCUUACCCAACUAUCUGAUGGCAUCUUCGGUUGGACUGCUUCCUACCCAGCUCCUGAAUUCUUAUUUGGGUACCACCCUGAGGACCAUGGAAGAUGUCAUUGCAGAACAAAGUGUUAGUGGAUAUUUUGUUUUUUGUUUACAGAUUAUUAUAAGUAUAGGCCUCAUGUUUUAUGUAGUUCAUCGAGCUGAAGUGGAAUUGAAUGCAGCUAUUGUAGCAUGCGAAAUAGAACUGAAAACUUCUCUGGUUAAAGGCAAUCAACCAAAUAUCAGUGGCUCUUCAUUCUACAACAAGAGGACCCUAACAUUUUCUGGAGGUGGAAUCAAUAUUGUAUGAUUCUAAUGAAAUGUAUGAUUGUCAGAGCCUAGCGUGCAGUCCAAGGUUUAGCAGUCCCCUCGCUAGUGGGCAGAUGCAAGUUCUAAUUGUAUUACAGCACAAAAAAACAAACAGAAACUGACUAGUUUUUAAAUUGCACAUUUUUUAAAAAGCAAGAAUAAUUUUCUGGAUAGGUAAGUGUAAAUGUAGAUGCAAUUUUGGCUGCAACUCUUUAUCAUUUAUUAUACCCAUAAUGGCCUAUAGGUCUGCACUUUAGUUUUUCUUCAUUGUUUUCUUUAUGGGUACUUAUGAAUAGAGAAAUAAUCCAAAUAUUUUUUUGCUUAGUGUCUUUAUUUAUAAAGUCUAUGAAUAGUUGUAAGCAUCUUUCCUACUUACAAAGAUGAGUAAAAGUAUGCAAUUUUACAUAUAUAAUAUUAUUGGACAUUCUUUGCUUUGGUAGUCUUUCCAGAAAGGAUAAACGAUGUUUUUUUUUUUUUUUUUCCUAAUUGUUUUAGGUGGGACCACUUUGCUUUCCUUUUCCUUGCUAGUUAGAAAAUAGACAUGAACUUUUGUUUGAAUGUAUUUUUGUAAGGAUCAAUUAUACCAAUACACACAAGCUUAAAUCCUACAUUGUGGGACUGAAGUG
This is a messenger RNA of Lipotes vexillifer (Yangtze River dolphin), 1777 nucleotides long. It is a transcript of the gene TMEM64, whose product is annotated as transmembrane protein 64. Gene Ontology annotation, biological process: regulation of cytosolic calcium ion concentration; positive regulation of osteoclast differentiation; positive regulation of bone resorption. Gene Ontology annotation, cellular component: endoplasmic reticulum. The transcript is spliced from 3 exons. NCBI's taxonomy places the organism in Eukaryota, Metazoa, Chordata, Mammalia, Artiodactyla, Lipotidae. The record is from RefSeq and is a predicted model, not a curated record. Bases 1 to 1152 code for a protein of 383 amino acids.